Molecule: messenger RNA, 518 nt
Organism: Olea europaea var. sylvestris
Lineage: Eukaryota; Viridiplantae; Streptophyta; Magnoliopsida; Lamiales; Oleaceae
Product: isoamylase 3, chloroplastic-like
Exons: 4
Coding region: 59-481 (140 amino acids)
Biological process (GO): carbohydrate metabolic process
Source: RefSeq, a predicted model, not a curated record
AUUCUUGACCGUCGUAUCUUUAAUCCUGGUUUUGCAGAAAGAUCUUGUUAUAUAUGAAAUGAAUGUCCGUGCUUUUACAGCCGAUGAAUCUAGUGGGCUGGAUUCCAAAAUACGUGGUAGUUACCUUGGUGUUAUAGAAAAGAUACCACAUCUUUUGGAGCUUGGCAUCAAUGCAGUGGAAUUGCUGCCGGUCUUUGAAUUUGAUGAAUUGGAGUUACAAAGGCGCCCAAACCCCAGGGAUCAUAUGAUCAAUACGUGGGGUUAUUCAACAAUAAAUUUCUUUGCUCCUAUGAGUCGUUAUGCAAGUAAUGGAGGAGGACCUUCCAAUGCUUCUAGAGAGUUCAAAGAAAUGGUUAAAGCUUUGCAUGAUGCUGGAAUUGAGGUCAUUUUGGAUGUUGUCUAUAACCAUACGAAUGAGGCUGAUGAUGAGAAUCCUUACACUACAUCAUUUCGUGGCAUAGAUAACAAGGUGAUUGCUUAAUCAUAUACUAUAUUAAAUAAAUUUCCCAGUUACUGUA